AUGGCAAGCGGCGCGCGAGGAACGCGAGGAAGGGCGGCGCGACCUGGACCAGGUUCGUGGAGGUCCUCGCCACGUACGCGCUCUUCACCUCGUACGCGCGCUAGUGCUAACACUCGAACGACCGUUACGGCGACGAUCAAGGAAGCCCAAGCGUCUGAUCCCGGAGCUUUUCCUGACAAGACCGAGGUUGCGGCCACCGCCAACGACGCCGCAGGCAUGGAGCAGGCCGCGGAUGCUGGUGAAGCGUCUGUUGUCGAGCAGCCGGGCACUCACGACGACGUCGCAGGCGUGGAGCAGGUUGCGGAUGCUGGUGAAGCGUAUGUUGUCGAGCAGCCGGGCACUCACGACGACGUCGCAGGCGUGGAGCAGGCCGCGGAUGCUGGUGGAGCGUCUAUUGUCGAGCAGGGUGUUGGCAUCACUGUGGUGGGCGACGCAGCCGAAAUGAGUGACUGCAAAGAGGCUGGGGGCGUGUUAGUUGAGGACAUCCAUUUGAACGACGAGGGCGGAAGCGAAUACGGUGAUGCGGAGCAUGAGGCAAGCCAUGCUGGGGUUCAAAAUUCGGGUGGCGAAGAUCGACCUAUUCAGGAUUCUGUCCAGGAUUUCGUCCAGUAUUUCGAGUCGGACCAUGCCAGAAGCGCUGGGUCGUCUUCUCAGUCGGAGGCAAGCAAGGUUACGGUUCUAGCUCCGCAAACGUGGCACAUCGACUGGAAGGCGUGGCAGGUAUACUUUGACGAGUACUGUGAAGAGACGAUGCAAGUGAUCUCUAUACUCGAAACCAUGGGUCGUGCAGAGCGUAACAGACGGCUCAAGAAGACGAAGAAAGGGGUUAAUGAGGCGUUACUGAUCCCAGAAGGCCUUGAUCCGUAUCAGAGGACCUACAUCUGUACGCACGGGUGGCCACAGAGGAAGCCUCGAGGCUCGGGAAAGCGUCCACGUAAGCACAUCCGCGAGAUGGACUGUCCUUUCCGGUUUGUGGUGCAGUGGCAGCUGCACAAGGGCGAGUGGAAGCUAGGUGUGAAAUUGGGGAGGUUCUCUCACAACCAUUCGGUCUGUAGCGAUACAUACGCGACGUACCCGUGUGCCCGCGGUGUUAGUGACGUUGUGGUUGGAGCACGAGUGGAGGGUAUGGUGGCCGUCGGUGCUAAACGCUCCAAAAUCUACGACUACCUGCUCGAGCAUGACCAGAACGUGAUCAAGGCCGACGUGGACAACAUGGUGCGGAGUUUUGCUUCGUCGGUGUCAUCCCUGGACGACAACGAUGCUACAGCAGCCCAAGUUGACGCUCUAGCUGCUGCAGACAAAAUGAGCUGUACACGUAUUGCUGAGACCGCGACUGGAGAGACUGGAGUUCUAUCGAUGUCUACAGCGUUCAUGCGUCAGAAUUUCAGCCGUUUUGCCGUACCACCGGCGUGGCUAUCGGACGCGUGCAUCCGCGGACUCGCUAUCAGACUCGUCGCCGAUAACCCCUCGGCCCGCUUUGCUGGAUUUCAGACUGUCACUACCAGAACCUCACGUGCGCGAGCUGUUGGAGAAUCGCUGGUCUCAAGUGACGUUCUCGCCCGACUCAUACAUCAAAUAGCAGAAGUGGGUGUGGAAACCGCAUUGCUGGCACUUAACUUCCACAACGCACACUGGUGUUGCAUCGUUGUAAAGGUUACAGACAAGCGAAUCUUCUACUACGAUCCUUUAAAUCAGAAGCCGUACAUGCGGGCUGCGAAGGAAGUGGCUACGUACCUAAAGCACAAUGGUCUCGCAGAGUACGACGUGGUCUCGCAGAACAAUCCGGUGCAGUUCGACCAGAUGAGUUGUGGCGUUUUCGUGUGCUGGAUGUUUAUGCGUAAGGUCGUUCACGGCUUGACGCACGACAUGAACGACAACUGCCUUGCUCAGCGCAGAUUCGAGCUCUUCUACUAUAUCUUGACCGGACACUUGAUAGCGCCGAUCAAAAAUACCCCAGCGACUAGUGACGUUGAGAUGCAGCAGGCACCUCUAGAAGACAGGGAUCCGACCCCAACACAAGAUGAAUUGGGCGGAGAAUCCCUCCCUCCAACCCAAGUUGCAGGAUAA
Molecule: messenger RNA, 2067 nt
Organism: Phytophthora nicotianae INRA-310
Lineage: Eukaryota; Oomycota; Peronosporomycetes; Peronosporales; Peronosporaceae
Exons: 2
Coding region: 1-2067 (688 amino acids)
Biological process (GO): proteolysis
Molecular function (GO): cysteine-type peptidase activity
Source: RefSeq, a predicted model, not a curated record